CUCGAUACACAAACAUUACGCGACGACGACGCGCUGGUCGUCGCUCAGGCUCUCGUAGAGCUCAACCAUCUUCCGCAGCUUUGUCGAGGUAAACUGCUGCGGGUUCCGCUUCCGGUCCCGCGCCAUCUUCGCGAAGUCCCGGCCGUGCUUCUUCAUCAACGUAGAGAUAUAUUUCUGCUUCUCCUCGCUCAUCGGGUUCCUCCUCUUAUUCGUGUUCUUGUCGACGUCCAUGAGCCGCGCCGGCUGCGGCGCGUCCACGAGCCGCAGCUUCACCUCCUGCGCGACCUCGACGCGAGAAGGCGCCGCGCCCGGCACGCCCACCGCUCUAUUGGCAUCGUCGCUCAGGCCCAUGCGCGCGAGGUUCGCGCCCCGGCUCCGGCGCGGGUCCCAGUGCUUGGCGAUCUCCGGCUCGUUGACCUGCACCUUCUUGAACAGGCGCUUCUGCUGCUUUUGCUUCGGGCCGCCGGCCGCGCGGGCGCCGCGCUUCUUGAUGCGGACCAUUUUUUCUUUACUGUUGUUUUUGUGCUACUGCUGUUAUCUCUGGCAGCUGUGCUGCUCGUCGGCUGGUGCUGUAUUGCUGCAGCUCCUGUGCAGCUCCUGUGCAGCACUGCAGGUUCGGUCGACUGGCGUCCGGCGAGCGGGUAGCGUUGAUGCGGUGCAGUGCGACUGCCGAUGCGCGUCGAUGCAGAGGUGUGAGAGCACCGCUGCGGCAGCGUCGCCCGUCCUCAGCUACAUGCAAG
This is a messenger RNA of Pelagomonas calceolata, 740 nucleotides long. Lineage: Eukaryota; Pelagophyceae; Pelagomonadales; Pelagomonadaceae. The record is from the annotation of a GenBank genome assembly.